Schistosoma turkestanicum is the source of this 1614-nucleotide messenger RNA. Lineage: Eukaryota; Metazoa; Platyhelminthes; Trematoda; Strigeidida; Schistosomatidae. The record is from the annotation of a GenBank genome assembly.
AUGUUUGAAUUAUCCGAUAAUUUCAAUGAAAAAUCUAGAACAAUGAUAAGUGAACAAAUGAAACAACAAUAUUAUUUAUUACAAUAUGAUAAAGAGACAAUAUCAAAUAUUUUAAGUCUAAUGAAUAUUCAUUAUGCAUUGAACUAUUUUCACAACAAUAUCAAUAAUAAUAAUUAUUUUGAUUUUAUGAAUAAUAUUCAAGAAAAGUCAACUGUUGAAUAUUUGAAAUCUUUAGCGCCAAUCAAUAAUGCAUAUACAGAUUAUCCAUUUUGGUCAUCUAUGCUAAUAUCAACAGCAGCAACUGCUACAGCUGAUCCAGUGAUGAUGACGACAACAACUGCUACCUCAGUACUGACACCAAUAACUUCUGCCAAUAUACCAUCAACAAUAAUAUCACCAAUUAAAUCAAUAUCCUCAUUAUCUAUGAUAACAAAUGAAAAUUCACAAAAUAAUAUUUGUAAAAUGAAUUAUGAAGAAGAGUUUUUUAAUAAAUUACUUCAAUGUACUUUGAUACAAAAUGAAAAUGUGACUUUUAAUGAAAUGGAACCAACAAAUUUAUCCAAUUCAUCAUUGUUAUCAUUCUGUUCCACAAAUUCAACAACAUCAUCAUCAUCCUCAUCCUCAUCCUUAUCAUCAUCAAGUGUGAAUGAACAAAAGAUCAAUGGAUUUUUUGUUAAAGAUAUAUUGAACUUUGAUAAGCAUAAAUUUAUUCAACAACAAAAACCUAUAAUGACUAAUGGUAAUUUAGAAAAAGAUAUUGUGAUUAGAAGAAGAGAUGAACAGAAAGACGUAGACAAAAUACAAGGGAAACGAAAUAAAGAUGAUGAUGAUGAUGGAACUGAAUCUAAAAUUAAUAAAUCUAAACUAAUCGAUCAUAAUCAUUGUCAUUAUGAAUGUGAUUGUAUUAUUAAAGAGCUUAAAGUUGACCAUUUACAAAAGACUAAAUUGAUGAAUAAAUGUAUUGUAGCACCAGAAGACGAAGUAGAAGAAAGUAUUAAGAAUAACAACAACACUAAUACUACUACAACAAAUACUACUGAUAAUAAUGAUAAUAAUCAUAAAAAUUGUUUACAAAAAAUAUUCAAUGACAAUGGAAUGAAAUUAAAAUCUAAUCGUUGUUAUAAUAAUAAGAAAAUUAGUUCACGUUGUAGAACAAAUGAAUUAAUAUCAACGAAUAAACUUAAUGCCAAUGAUUCCUCUAAUAAAUUACAGUUACCAGCUUGGGUUUUUUGUACCAGAUAUUCUGAUCGUCCAUCAUCGGGUCCGAGGGUCAGAAAACCGAGAAUAAAUCGUUCACAUGAUGAACUUAAUUCAAAGCGGCCGCGUACUUCAUUCACGGUACCACAACUGAAGCGUCUAAGCCAAGAGUUUGAAAAAAAUCGAUAUCUUGAUGAGAUACGUCGAAAGAAAUUAGCUACAGAAUUGAAUUUAAGAGAAUCUCAAGUGAAAAUAUGGUUCCAAAAUAAACGCGCGAAAACUAAGAAGGCAUCGGGUGCACAAAAUUGCUUAGCAUUGCAUUUAAUGGCUGAAGGACUUUAUAAUCAUUCAGUUCGAGUUCGUUCUGACGUAGAAGAAGAUGCAGAAGACAGCGAUGAUAUGAAUACCUCUGAGUGA